AUGUGUCGGUGCCAGUGCCAGGGUAUCAGUGCCGGUGACAUGGUGUUGGUGACGGUGUCAGUGCUGGUGCUGGGAUGUCGGUGCUGGGAUGUCGGUGCUGGUGACAGGAUGUUGGUGACAGCGUUGGGGCCGUUGAGGCAGUAUCGGUGCCUGUGGUGGGGUGAUUGUGAUGGUGCCAGGGUGUGGGUGCUGGUGAUAGGGUGCAAGUGCCUGUGAGAGGGUGAUGGUAUUGGGGUGUCAGUGCCGGGGUGUCAGUGACAGUGUUGGUGCCGGUGCUGGUGGGGUGUGGCUGAGGUGGGGGGCUGGUGCCAGUGUCACCCUGACACUGUCCCCCAGCAGGACGGUAACAAUGGCAUCGGACGAGCGGCUGGCCCGCUUCCGCCAGGCCCACCUCAACCCCUUCAACAAGACCCCCGAGCAGCCAGAGCGCCCCGACGGAGAAUCCCCUGUCCCAGCCCAGCAGCCGGAUCCCACCCCAGGGGACCCUGAGGGCGCCCUGGACCUGGGGCUGGCUGAGGACCACUUCUCCCGCCCUGUGGGGCUGAUCCUGGCAUCGGACGUGCCACAGCUGCGCCGGGCCAUUGAGGAGUGCAAGCGGGUGAUUCUGGCACUGCCCGAGCACUCGGAGCGGCAGAAGGAUGCCGUGGUCCGGCUCAUCCACCUCCGCCUCAAGCUGCAGGAGCUGAAGCCCACCAUGUCCCUGGGUGCUGGUGAGUGUCCCAGGGGCACACAUGGUGUGGGACAAACAGGGAGCAGGGUGGUGCUGGUGCCAGCCCUGUGCCAGCCCCGUGCCACCACAGGGGGGGUGCCCAGCGAGGCUCGACAGUGCGACUACACCGGCCUCUACUACUGCUCCAGCUGCCACUGGAACGACCUGGCUGUGGUGCCCGCCCGUGCCAUCCACAACUGGGACUUCGAGCCCCGCAAGGUGUCACGGUGCAGUAUGAGGUACCUGGCACUGAUGGUGUCACGGCCGGUGCUGAAGCUGCGGGAGAUCAACCCACUGCUGUUCAACUACGUGGAGGAGCUGGUAGAGAUCCGGAAGCUGCGCCAGGACAUCCUGCUGAUGAAGCCCUACUUCAUCACCUGCAAGGAGGCGAUGGAGGCGCGGCUGCUGCUGCAGCUGCAGGACCGGCAGCACUUCGUGGAGAAUGAUGAGAUGUACUCGCUGCAGGACCUGAUCGACAUCGAGGCCGGGCGCCUGGGCUGCUCCCUCACCGAGAUCCACACACUCUUUGCCAAGCACAUCAAGCUGGACUGCGAGCGCUGCCAGGCCAAGGGAUUCGUGUGUGAGCUGUGCCGGGAGGGUGACGUGCUCUUCCCCUUCGACAGCCACACCUCGGUCUGUGCCGACUGCUCUGCCGUGUUCCACAGGGACUGCUACUAUGACAAUUCCACCACCUGUCCCCGGUGUGCCCGGCUGAGCCUGCGGAAGCAAUCCCUGUUCCAAGACUCUGGCACGGAGGGAGAGCCCUGAGGAGGGUUUGACCUCAUGGAGGGGCUCAGCCCCACAGCUGUUCCCCACCCACUACAGGACCCUGGGACAGACACAAUCAGCUCCAUGCCGGUUUGGGUACUGGGGUGGCCCUGGCUCCGGGACCCUCUGCCUGUGGGAACGGCAGUGCUGCCAGGGGGCACAGCUGGACCCCAGCUGUUCCUGGGAAAAUGGGGACCCCUGCCGGAGGAGCCGGGAUCUGGUUAACUGGGAUCUAGUUAAGGCGCCACAGCGGCUCCUGCCGUCCCUGUGUGGAACCGGGGUGCGGGCAGGGAUGGGGUGCAGGCAGGGAUCGGUGCUCCGUUGUCGCGGGGCAGUGGGUGCUGCCAGGAGGGCUAGCCCCGGGACCGGACAG
This is a messenger RNA of Manacus vitellinus (golden-collared manakin), 1850 nucleotides long. RefSeq names its product differentially expressed in FDCP 8 homolog (gene DEF8). The record is from RefSeq and is a predicted model, not a curated record. The coding region runs from base 224 to 1477 and encodes 417 amino acids. Lineage: Eukaryota; Metazoa; Chordata; Aves; Passeriformes; Pipridae. The transcript is spliced from 9 exons.